Messenger RNA from Caenorhabditis briggsae, 213 nucleotides. NCBI's taxonomy places the organism in Eukaryota, Metazoa, Nematoda, Chromadorea, Rhabditida, Rhabditidae. The record is from RefSeq and is a predicted model, not a curated record. The transcript is spliced from 2 exons. The coding region runs from base 1 to 213 and encodes 70 amino acids.
AUGACAAUGACAUUUCGAAAGUCAGGGAUGAUGUUGCUCUUGGAUUUCAGAUUCCUUUUGGAUCGUAUCAAGAUCUUCCCAUAUAUAGCAACAUUUAUUCUAUUGUUUUAUGGGUGCUCCUCUCAUGAGCGUCACGAGGAUGACGAUGUUCCGAACACAAUUGACCCGAAUCCGUGUGUGAACGAAAAACAUCUUUCGAGGAAGGAACUAUGA